Dicrocoelium dendriticum is the source of this 345-nucleotide messenger RNA. Lineage: Eukaryota; Metazoa; Platyhelminthes; Trematoda; Plagiorchiida; Dicrocoeliidae. The record is from the annotation of a GenBank genome assembly.
AUGGAAAAUCUGCUACUUGUUGUGGAAGAGCGCAAUCGAGCUGAAGCGGAUUUGGAGCAUGGUGAAUGGGUUGGUCCUACGACGGCAGAGGGCAUCGACGCACUGGGUCGUCCGUGUUCACGACUCACCAGCGAACAUCUCGAACCCCGAGUUGGUGACAAGACUGCAAAGGCGGACGAACAGAUGUGGGGGGAAAAAACCGUGGAGUUGCUGCGGCUUGAAGAGGAAACAUACAAAUCGAAGGAUCGUAAAACGACGCGGAGCGAACGCGUCACUCAGCGAAAGAAGCGAUGGAAUCGUUUGGACUAUUUUAGUGCAACCUCUUCAGACAAAACACCCAUGUAG